AUUUCUUGUACCAUCGUGUAAAGGCGUUUGUCCGAACAGCUUUUGACUCGGCAGUUUCGUUGCAAUCCGGUUAGACGUCUCAUUGCUAGCUUGCACUCAAUACCGUUGUAUCGUACAAAAUGGCCAUAGAACAGGUUUUGGAGAGUGUUCGCGUUGAGGGCUUCAACUCGUCGGAUGUGUUUGAGCUAGUGCAGCAAACUUUGGCCGAAAACGGAGCCGAACUUACCAAGAAGGUGGGAGGAGUCCUCCUUGUCAAAGUGACGGGAAAGAAGAAAGUUGAAGUGUCGUGGAUAAUUGAUGCGAAAAAUAACAAUGGCUCCGUUAGGAUUGCUGAACCCGAGGCCAAAGGAGAUACGACAAUCAGCAUAUCGGACGAUGAUUUAAUGAAGCUAUUUAAUGGAACUUUGACUGCAGCUAGAGCUUUGCUAACAAGACGCAUUAAAGUGCAAGGAGACAUGGGCCUUGCUAUGAAACUGCAGAGCCUGGCCAAUAAUCCUCCACUACCAUUGCAAGCCAAGUUGUAGGAUUUUUUUAAAAAAGCCUAUUAGAAUCUUAGCACAACCAAUUGGAAUGUUCUUUUUCAGACUUCAAGUUUCAAUGCAGGGCUAAUCAAUAGAUAUUUUUCCGAAA
Molecule: messenger RNA, 630 nt
Organism: Daphnia pulex (common water flea)
Lineage: Eukaryota; Metazoa; Arthropoda; Branchiopoda; Diplostraca; Daphniidae
Product: peroxisomal multifunctional enzyme A-like
Exons: 3
Coding region: 120-524 (134 amino acids)
Cellular component (GO): cytosol
Source: RefSeq, a predicted model, not a curated record